Messenger RNA from Oikopleura dioica, 1332 nucleotides. The record is from the annotation of a GenBank genome assembly. Lineage: Eukaryota; Metazoa; Chordata; Appendicularia; Copelata; Oikopleuridae.
AUGGAGAUUUUGAGCACCGUUAAGGGCAUUUAUGGACUGAUUCUUGUUGGAUUUUUAGGUUUUUUUGUUGCAAAAGAGUAUGAUUUGGAGUUCAUCGCUGAACAGCUUUCAAAAACAGAGGAAAGUCUUGGUUAUUACAAAGAAUAUGAGAAAAAGCAAAUUGAGCAAAAGAUAAUUGACGAUUACAUUUACGAAGACGAUGAUGAUGUAGAUGAUUAUGAAAAUGGCAAUUCGACUGAUUUUAUGGAGGGAAUCGAGCUCACUGGGACAAAAAUUGAUCAUGAUGAAGCAUGGAGAAAAUUAGACGAAAAAAUGAAGAAUCGCGUCAAGUACCUUCGUCGAACCUGUCAAAUGCGCCGAAAAAUUCAAAACCUAAUUGAUGCAGACGACUUUGAUGGAUUGCUUAAAUUACAUGAGCAGAUAUAUGAUCUCAAUAAAGCUCUCCCGAAAGAUGACGAGACGCCACUUCAAUGCAAUCCCCCAAGCUUUUCAAAAAAGAAGAACCAAGCUCGCUUCAUCAAGGGUCGCCGGCAAAGCCACACGGAUAUUUUCCACGAACCAAAUUUGAACCUGACGAUUUGUCUUCCUCCAAAAUGCGGAACGACCAAUUGGCAAAAUGCCCUCGCAAGUUUGACCGGAAAGCAUGGAAGAGCUCAGAUCCCAAGAUUGCAUCCGGAUGAUUAUGCGGACAAUAGCUUCGCAAAGAAAAUUUCAAAAUUGAAAGUUUUGAACACAAGAAAUCCGUUUCAAAGACUGGUUUCUGCAUGGAGAGACAAAUUUCAUGUCAAACAUAAUCCACGACGACAGGGCUAUUUUCUUCCGUCCAUCCGGGUCUUUGAAGGGCCUUAUGAAAAGCCCGAGCAGUUUUCGUGCUCUUUCGAGGCUUUCGCGAGCUCCAGGGCGGCGAAUCCAAGUGAAUUUGUGAAUAACAGGCAUUGGAGAACAGUUCACUGGGAAUGCAGCCCGUGCCAUUUCGAAUACGACUUGAUUCUGCACCUUGAAGAUGUGGAUCUAGAAUAUGACUAUGCUUGGGAAAAGAUCGCAGACAUCAAACCAGUUCUUCGGCAACAAUACGCAAACAGUCCAAUGGCCAAGCAUCAUCCAAGCUGGUACUGGAGAAAUGUCCCGAAAGACGUUGCCAAGAAGAUUUAUAUGAUUUAUUUCAUGGAUUUGGCAGGACUCGGAUAUAGCCCGGAAGAAUGCAUGCGCUAUGUCAACAGUGCUUCGGAAGCAGAUGUGCUUAGUCUUGAAAAUAUUGUAAAAGCGCGAAGUAAUCUAAACCACCCUGAGCUGUACAUGAAUCAAUCGUACCUGCAUGAAAUUUGCUAUUGA